Molecule: messenger RNA, 1347 nt
Organism: Echinostoma caproni
Lineage: Eukaryota; Metazoa; Platyhelminthes; Trematoda; Plagiorchiida; Echinostomatidae
Source: the annotation of a GenBank genome assembly
AUGGCCGGUCCACUACUGAUCGUGAUCAAUUGCCCACAAUUCGGACGAUUGAUCCCGUACGGUGCGCACUGUCUACACCGUCUUGUGCUUGCCUCCGAGCUCGUUGAUGGUAUAAAUUGGAUCCAGUCAACCUUGCUGAUGUCCCAUGUGAUUCGAGCUCUCAAACAAACUUUACUUCCAGUGUUUUUCUGCCCGUUUCUGCCGGACCAGACCGAGGUUUCUCGUCACGUGACCCGAUUAAAACAAGCAAUCAUCGAUGAAGAUGUGGACCUGACGGUUCUGUCCGCUCUGUUCGAACUGCUGACAGCCUGUGCUGUGAUCCUCUUCAACUCACCAUGUGCACAACUGACCGAGGAAGAACAGAGUCAGUUGGAUGAACUAUUUCGUACGGGAUUGGUCAAUCUAUUCACCGCGCUAGUCGCUUAUUGGCCAUGCGAAUGUUGCCGACAGAAACACUUUGGCUCACCCGAUCCUGAUAACUGGAUGGUCAAAGAUGAUGCUCCGUGUGGCACCCUGUGGAACGAAUUGGACGAGGAAGUGAUCUACACUAGUGAGAUCAUUCUUCGAUGUGCAUUUCUACUGUCUACCCGAUCCAAAAAAGCAUGUCAGCGUCUAUUUGUGUUCCACGAGGACUUGGCACGUGUAUUGAUCCAAUUUUCCCUUAGCAUAACGCAAUGUCGAAGUACCACACUUCCUAGUCUGACCACCAAAUGUGUGAUUUACGCAUUGAGACUGCUGGGUCGCAUAUUCAGUGCUUCGAAUCCGCACCGCUUAAGCUGUUCAACAGAUUCGAAUCUGAUGAUACAAUCCACAACGCGAUUAGCUUGUUGGCUAUCAUGUCAUAUGGAUUGGAGUCUGUGCGCAGCUGAGGUGUGUUCGACUCUAGCCAAUUCGGUUGCCUAUCUCACCCCAUGCAUCGUGUCACUUUGGGGUGAGGUCGACAAACCCAUAUCACAGUCCUUGCUAACUCGUUGCAUUCUCCCCAGCCUGAACUCAUCUGUUGCAUGUGGUGAAGCCUUGCGUCUGAUCUGUAACAUGUUCACCGUGGCACACCACACAACAACUGUCCCCAUUUCCAACUUGUGUUGGUCCCAUCCAGUCGGACGUGAACUACUCCUGCGAUUGGAUCGGUUUGCUCGUGAACUGGAUACUCUUCGACCGUACCUCCCGAGUCCCAGUUCUGAACCGGAUUGGAUGCUGUGCUCGACUCGACAACUGUUCAAGUUAUGCGAACUGUUCCUAAACUGUGCUCACACCGACAAACAACUGAUUGAUUUAUUAUCCUCGGUACUUCCCACUCUGUACGAUUUCUGUACCCGACUGGAUCGCGGCACGGCGAUCGGAUAA